GCGGUUCCAGCGGGGCGGAGUCAGCGUCUCAAAGCGGCCGUCACUUCCGGUUCUCUGUCAGUCGCGAGCGAGCGAGCAGGAGGCUGUGGCGCGCCGCAGUGGAGCAAUGCCUAAAUCAAAGGAACUUGUUUCUUCAAGCUCUUCCGGCAGUGAUUCUGACAGUGAAGUUGACAAAAAGUUAAAGAGGAAAAAGCAAGUUGCUCCAGAAAAACCUGUAAAGAAGCAAAAGACUGGUGAAACUUCUAGAGCUCUGUCAUCUUCUAAGCAGAGCAGCAGCAGCAGAGAUGAUAACAUGUUUCAGAUUGGGAAAAUGAGAUAUGUCAGUGUUCGGGACUUUAAAGGGAAAGUUCUAAUUGAUAUUAGAGAAUAUUGGAUGGAUCCAGAAGGUGAAAUGAAACCAGGAAGAAAAGGUAUUUCUUUAAAUCCGGAGCAGUGGAGCCAGCUGAAGGAGCAGAUUUCUGACAUUGAUGAUGCAGUAAGAAAACUGUAGAAUCUGAGCCAUAAAAACCUGUACUGUUCUAGUUGUUUUACUCUGUCUUUUUACAUUGGCUUUUGUUUUUCUAAACGUUGUUUUCCAAGCUGUUGUAUAUUUCGAUUGCAGAACAAUUUGUAAGAUGAAUACUUUUUUUUAAUGUGCGUUAUUAAAAAUGUUCUCAGUGAAGCUAAUUGUCAACUUUAUUAAGGAGGAUUGCUUUGUGUCCACUCCCUAGUGUAAAAUAAAAUCAAGUAAUUCCAAUCGUUUAACUGUUGUGGCCUUUUUUGAUCAGAAGACUAGGUACUGUUUAAGGCCCAGAGUAACAGCAAUUUUAUAGACCUAUUAGUUUUAACUCAGCUUUUACUUUGAAGAGGAUGUGUGUUGCAAUGAGUUUUUAAACUUUUGAUUCAUGAAAUCCAUACUUGAUCUCUUCCCUUCCAACCAGUUGUAUAAAUUUAUCUGACUUUUGCACCUCAUUGUUUGACUUUCCUGUUUUCAUUUUACUCUAUAUUAUUUUCCUUAAAUGUGUUAUGCUAAGUUGGAAAGUUCAGUGAAACUGUCAAAAUGUUAUCUCAAUAAGGUACUUAGAGUCAGAUUAUAUAAGAACUACAAUCACUAACUACUGUAUUAAAAUUAUUAGCAGGUAUAGAUUGAUAACAUGUCUUGUAUGAAAACUUUGAGCAAGUGUAUGUCAUUAUCCAUAGUGUUCUGUGUAGUUAUUGCUUAGUCUACAAAAAAUAAGGACUUAGAUGUCUGAAUAGCUUUCACUUAGUAAACAUGUAUUACCAUGGGAUGGUGUCUAUAAAAUCAGAUAUUGUUAAACUAGACUAGGAUUUAAUAAACAUUGUGAAAGCUUACUGGCCUAACAUUUUAUUUUAUAACAUUAAAUAUGGGUUAUAUAGCCAGAGAUAUUGGUGAGCUUUACUGUCAUAGUAGGUAAUGUGGUCAGUUUUUAGGGGUAAGAGGAUAUUAUAUGUAGGUUUUUUGGCUUUUGCUUCAGUAAAGUUGGUUAUUUUGCAUCUAAUCUACUGGGCAAUGGUUUUCUAGAUUUGAUAUUAGUUUUAAUACACUUUUAGGUGCUUUUCAUUUUUACUAUAAUGAUGAAACAUGGAUGUGAGGCACAGAUUACAGGGGCUUUGCAGCAAUAAAUAGGGCGUGGUGUGCUUUAGGAAAAGAAUGUUAAGGAAACUGAUACUCAAAUUAAGGAGGGUGGCAUAUGGAAAAGAAAGAAUUUUAUCCAAACUAAAUGAUAUACAUAGGCUAUUUUGAGAUUCUGAUCACACUGAUGGGACAUAAUUAGAGGUAGAAGAGUAAAGAUAGGUUUAAAGAGUUAAAAAAUUAUUAUUGACAAAUUAUGGUAGCAAAUCUCAAAUGAUUACUGCCAUUAAGGGCUACCAUAUAAGAGAAUUGCACUAUUCUGUUACCAGGUUUGAUUCCUAUGUUUAAAACAUUUUGUAGUAGAACUGACAAGAACUUAGUUUUAAAAUCAGCUACCAAGCCACAUAUACUGGUAGUGGCCUUUCUCUUUUUCUUGUUUCCUGGUAGCUUUUCUGUUGUAUUUUAGCUUCUUUAGAUGAAUUUUAGUGUAUUUUGCAGUAACCUUAAUUAAGGUGCAAUUUAGUAAAAUAGGAAAUCUCUUUUCUUGUAGUUUAUUUGUUAUCAGAUUAUCAGUGUUCAGAAUACUGUAUGUGUUUUAGACAAAUCAUCAAUGAUUCCUCUCCCCCCCUUAUUUGGGAACAUAUAUGUCCUGUUAAUUGGAUAUUUUUGUAAAAUACUUAUUUUUGGCAUUCAGAAAGGGUAGUUAGAACAUAGAAUUUUGAUUUUGGUGUAGAUGAAGAGGAUGGAUAAAUUUCCUAGGUUUAUAUGAAUUUUGAGAUGUAUGCAUUUUGAAAUAAUCUGCCUAUACAGAGAUGGUGCUGCAAUUUAUUACCUUGGCACUUACUAGCUGUUUAGCCUAAUAAACACUUCAAAUAAGGAGUAUUUUCUGUAGCAGUUUGGUAAAUUGACUGCUAAAUACAUUUUAUUAUGUUACUCGAUAAGAUAUACCAAAAAUUUUAGUCUUUGUAUACUUAUUAAAAAAGACAACUGGGUUAAAAGAAAGGAUACCAAUUUAUAUUGAAAAGAAAUGAUAGAGUACAUUAAUUUCUGUUUAAACUUUACUCCUUAGUAAGAUUUCUCCCAGGAAGAAAUUUAAUUGAUAUCAGUACUCAGGUUUUGCCCUUUAUAUAUAGCAGGGCUUUCUAAUGGGAUUUUCUGCUUUAUCUUUGAAGUAUGAGCAGUAUUGGGCCAAUUUCCAGCAUUCUUGGCAUUUUAUUUAAAGAACCACUGAAAAAAAAACUUUAUAUAAUUUGAUUAUUCUUAUUUGUUUUGCUUCAUAAAUGCCUAAAAACUUCUGAAGAAUACUCCUACCUCAUUAUUAGCUAGUUAAGAUGCUGUGAUGAUCAAUCUAAUUUGUGUAAUAUGCAUAGAAACAAAGACUUGGGAGUAUAAAUGAAGGUUCAUCCUGGCUUGUCUACUGAGGGAAAAAAAGAAUUGAGUAUUGAUUUUGGGAGUGUUCCUGACAGGUAUGUUAGCAGAGUACUAUCAAAGUCUGAAAUUGAAAACAAACUGCUGACUAAUAUUUAGGUAUAUUUCCUGAAAUUCUUUUUGUUUCUCUUUUUAUGGAAAUUAGUACAAUGAAACACUAAAAAGUUUUUUUUUAAAGGUGUUUUCCCACAUAAACUGUAGUGUAAACAUG
Molecule: messenger RNA, 3212 nt
Organism: Fukomys damarensis (Damara mole-rat)
Lineage: Eukaryota; Metazoa; Chordata; Mammalia; Rodentia; Bathyergidae
Gene: Sub1
Product: SUB1 regulator of transcription
Exons: 5
Coding region: 107-490 (127 amino acids)
Biological process (GO): positive regulation of transcription initiation by RNA polymerase II
Cellular component (GO): transcription regulator complex; nucleus
Molecular function (GO): transcription coactivator activity; DNA binding
Source: RefSeq, a predicted model, not a curated record